ACCCGGAAGACGUGUGUUCGCUGUCAAUGCCAAAGACGGGGAGGAGGCACUGAGAGAUAAAAAAAAAAAAAAAAAACACAUUUAAGACAAGAUGGCAGGACUGCCCCGCAGGAUCACAAAGGAAACUCAGCGUUUGCUUGCAGAGCCUGUCCCAGGCAUCAAGGCUGAGCCAGAUGAAGGCAAUGCCCGCUACUUUCACGUGGUCAUUGCUGGACCUCAGGACUCACCUUUUGAGGGGGGCACAUUUAAACUUGAACUCUUUUUACCAGAGGAAUAUCCCAUGGCAGCUCCUAAAGUACGCUUCAUGACCAAAAUAUAUCAUCCCAAUGUAGACAAGUUGGGAAGAAUAUGUCUAGACAUUUUGAAAGAUAAAUGGUCGCCCGCUUUGCAGAUUCGUACAGUGCUGCUCUCCAUCCAGGCGUUGCUAAGUGCACCCAACCCCGAUGAUCCCCUAGCGAAUGACGUUGCAGAGAAGUGGAAGUCCAGUGAAGCUGAAGCCAUAGAAACAGCCAAGACGUGGACCAGGCUCUAUGCAAACAAAACUGAAGUGUAGAGCAGCCUGACAAGUGGAGAUACAAUUGGAAGUCAAGCAUGAACACAAACCCUCAUAUUCUGCCAAGACCUCUUCCAACUUUAUUUGCAUAUAAAUGACACAGUCUUAAAUAUAUAUAUAUAUAUAUAUAUAUAUAUGUACACAUAUAUAUUAUGAAAUAAACAUGAAUAUAUUAUAAAGGAUAAAAACAACUGCUGACAAUUGGUGAUUUUAAAUGCACGCUAGUAGUGAAAUGACUGGUCACUGUCCUAAUUCACUACUGUUCAAAUGCAUGGGCAGAGCUUGUAGAUCUACUCACUUGGCUUUCUUUGUCCAUUUAUUUUGAAAGUCUUUGCCAAAUGUUGCUUCUAAGCACAUUUAUGGGGGAAGAGGGCCCCACAUUUUAGGUGGAGGCUUGAGAACAGUGGAGACAGUGGGAGGUGUUGUCUAGAUAUGGUCAAUAUUGUGUACUAUUUCUUUUAACUUUGUUUUUUUAUGUUGCUGUUUAUGAAAUGCAGCUAACUACUACUAGCCCGCUGUAUGUAGGCACUCACCUGGAUGCAGACAAGUGUUUGGUCCUGCAUAGAUGGACGCAUAAACGAUCGCAUUCCUUCUUGCGUACACAUCUGGCUGCAUCAAAUGCAAACUAAUAUUACUAAAACCCAAACUGAGCCUUUCACUGUCACGUUAAUGUUUUCUGCCACUCUGAGUGUAAACUGUAGGCUUGUGGGUGGUGUGUGGAGAGUGUGGAGUGUAUGGUGGACAUUGUGAGCAGUUUUACCAUAUGUUGUUUUUGUGUUUUGUUUUGUUUUUUUUUGUUUUGUUUUUUACCUUAGCCAGUUUUUUAUAUGUGAAUCUUGCUUUCAGUUCCCACACUAACCACUCUAUGUCAUUACAGUCUAAUGGUUCAAGACUCAGUGGUUUACUUCUUCCCAUGGCAUUUAUUUCACAAAGCAGUGGUUACACUUGACUGUCAGUUGUCUGGUGACAUGAGGUGGGGUGGGGUGGUGAUCUGUGUGAGAGGAGUGCUGGCUUGUCACAGGAUCAAACGCCAAAAGAUCAGUGAAAGCUUUUGGCUGAAAAGUCUGUAUUCAAUUCACUGUUUGUAAAUUCAUUUUUUCUAUUGUUCUGGUGUGUGGAGAGGAAAUGUUUUCCUGCUCUGAGAAUGCUAUGAAACGGUCCACCUUCAUACAUUUAUGUUGUGUAAAUAAAAUCUGUUGGUUAAUAAA
Messenger RNA from Scatophagus argus, 1761 nucleotides. It is a transcript of the gene ube2na, whose product is annotated as ubiquitin-conjugating enzyme E2Na. NCBI's taxonomy places the organism in Eukaryota, Metazoa, Chordata, Actinopteri, Scatophagidae. The coding region runs from base 92 to 553 and encodes 153 amino acids. The record is from RefSeq and is a predicted model, not a curated record. The transcript has 4 exons.